Messenger RNA from Drosophila busckii, 1916 nucleotides. Its product is annotated as organic cation transporter-like protein. Gene Ontology annotation, molecular function: transmembrane transporter activity. Gene Ontology annotation, cellular component: membrane. NCBI's taxonomy places the organism in Eukaryota, Metazoa, Arthropoda, Insecta, Diptera, Drosophilidae. The transcript is spliced from 5 exons. The record is from RefSeq and is a predicted model, not a curated record. The coding region runs from base 115 to 1752 and encodes 545 amino acids. Gene Ontology annotation, biological process: transmembrane transport.
GACAGGGAAUACAUCGCUCUCAAAAGCAGAGCAUGUAGUUUAAAUGGCUGCCUAAGUAGCUAAAGUCUGUUUUCUGUUUCUAUUGUACAUUGCGUCUUAAGUAAAAACUGAAAUAUGGAUUUUGAUCGUAUACUUGAUAAAUGCGGCAACUUUGGUCGCUUUCAAUUUGUUAUUCUAAUACUUUACGGCUAUACGAAUAUUCUCAGCUCGUUGCAUUACUUUUCGCAAACUCUUAUUACUUUUACGCCAGAGCAUUGGUGCUCCCAUGAUGAUCUGCAAGGGUUGAGCGCAGAGUCCAUACGCGAUAUCUAUGCAAAUGUUACUCAUCCCAGCUGCACGCAGCUUGGCGGUGUAGUCAACGGCACUGGCAUUGCCGCGGAGACUGAAGCCUGUCAGGAUUGGAUAUUCGAGCGUGAAAGCGGCUAUGAGAGCCUGACAACUGAGCUCAAAUGGGUUUGCGACAAGUCGCAUCAGCCGGCAGUGGGUCAAUCGUUUUUCUUCCUUGGCUCAGUUGUGGGCACCAUUACUUUUGGCUAUUUGUCUGAUCGCAUUGGACGUCUGCCUGCCAUGUUAAUGGCUACUGUGGCGGGCGCUUCCGGCGACUUUUUGACAUCCUUUGUGCAUACUCUGCCUUGGUUUGCCUUCUGUCGCUUUGUUUCUGGCCUGUCCACCGAUACCAUGUACUAUCUUAUGUAUAUUCUGGUAUUCGAGUACCUGAGUCCAAAGCGUCGCACUUUUGGCCUCAACAUUAUACUGGCCUUCUUCUAUUGCUUUGGUCUGGUGACUUCACCCUGGGCUGCCAUUUGGGUUGGCAACUGGCGUAAGUAUCUUUGGAUUGCCUCGUUGCCAGCGCUGGGUGUGCUGGCCUAUCCGCUAUUCAUUUGUGAGAGCGCUCAGUGGCUGCUGACAAAGCAAAGAUACGACGACGCUGUCAAAAGUCUCAAAUGGGUGGCCAAGUUCAAUGGCCGCAAGGUGGAAGACUCGGAGUAUGAUGAGUUCGUCAAGCAUUAUCGCCAAAAGCUUAACCAAGAGCAAAAGCAAAAUAAGGAAGACACCUUCAUGGGCAUGUUUAGAACGCCGCGUCUGCGCCGCUUUACGCUUACACUGCUGAUCAAAUCAGUUAUCAUAACACUAUCCUACGAUGUAAUCAAUCGCAAUAUGGAGGGUCUGGGCAUGCCGCCAUUCAAGCUCUUCUCCAUUACUGCUCUGCACUAUUUGCCAGCGGGUGCUACAAUUCUGCUGCUGCAAAACAAAAUCGGACGCAAGGGCAUGGCAUGUGGUGCGCUGCUGGUUGGUGGCAUUAUAACCACGGUAACGGGAUUUCUGAUUGCCUUUCUGGAUCCCAAAGAGAAUGCAGUGCUGCUUGCUGUUAUGAUCGGCUUGGGACGCUAUGGCGCCACCGUCAGCUAUGAUGCGGAGAUACAAUAUGCAGCUGAGAUAAUUCCAACAAGUGUGCGUGGACGAGCUGUCUCCAAUAUACAUGUGCUGGGCUUGGCCUCCAGCUCGUUGGCCUUCUAUGUUAUCUAUCUGGCACAGUUCUAUAAGCCGCUGCCUUCAAUUUUCAUAAGCUGCUUGAUGUUCAUAGGCGCAGCUCUUUGCCUCACACUACCCGAGACGCUGCACAAAAAACUACCAGAGAACUUGGAGGAUGGCGAGCGCUUUGCCAUGAACGAGAGCUGCUGGUAUUUUCCUUGUUUUCACAAGCGUCGCGAAAGUUUAACCUCAACUGAUGUUUAUAAGUCUGAAUCCUAAGGUUUCAACCUGAGUCUGCCUGAUAUGAAAACCUAAUCAACCUGAUAAUGUAACUCAAUGGUCUGAUAGAACUUACUCAUGUAUGGAAUGCAUAGUAAAUCAAUCCGUUUUAUAUUAACAUAAACUAUAAACUAUAUAACAAUAAAUUCAAUAUUCACAUCAAA